This is a messenger RNA of Coprinopsis cinerea okayama7#130, 3904 nucleotides long. RefSeq names its product condensin subunit Cnd3. Lineage: Eukaryota; Fungi; Basidiomycota; Agaricomycetes; Agaricales; Psathyrellaceae. The record is from RefSeq and is a predicted model, not a curated record. Gene Ontology annotation, cellular component: condensed chromosome; condensin complex. The coding region runs from base 1 to 3675 and encodes 1224 amino acids. Gene Ontology annotation, biological process: mitotic chromosome condensation. The transcript has 17 exons.
AUGGCCAAGUCAGCCGAGCCCUACGACCUUGAAGAGCUUCCUGAAGCUAUUGCGACGAUAUUCGACCAAGUCCAGCUGUCACUCGCCAACCAUAAGAAGAAUUGCGUCGCGCUUUACAAGCUACAUCUUCGCGCCGCGACGGUGACCAAGACGGUUCAGAAGAAGAAUGGAACGACGAGCACGAAAUAUGUAGGAGAAAAGGCGUUUGCGGAUACCUUUUUGGAUAUGGUGAAUCGUGUUUUGGUCAUCAAGAAAGGCCCUCCCGCUGCAGAUCGUAUAGUCAAAUUUGUUGGGUCAUAUGUUGAAUAUCUAAAUGAAAAAGUUAUGCAAGAACAAGCAAAGGGAGAAUCCGAGGAGGCCGACGAUACAACUACUUCCCGGUUUAUAGCCAGAAUACUCGGCUGGCUUUUGGAGGGUUUCUCAGCAAAGAACAAGAUCGUCCGCUUCAGAUGUCUCCAUGUCGUCUCUGAACUGAUAUCCCACAUUGGAGAAAUAGACGAAGACACAUACUCAUUACUCCGCGAAGGCCUCAUUGAACGUCUAAGCGACAAAGAAACAAUCAUCCGCGCAAACGCUGCGGCCGCACUCUCCAAACUCGUCGGCAGCGAAGACCCAGACGAGAUCGAAACGGGAGAACAAUCCGUCCUCGACAUCCUCCUCGACGUCCUCGCUUCAGAUCCCACGGCUGAAGUCCGACGAGCAGCUUUACUCAAUGUUCCGUUAACCUCUGCAACCAUCGACGCUGUCCUCUUGCGAACACGGGAUGUGGACACCAUUACGCGGAAAAUCAUGUACACCGCGGUACUCCCUAAACUCGGACACCCGCGGCAGCUGACCCUCGUACAACGGGAGCAGGUUAUCAAAGAUGGACUGGGAGACCGGGAGCCUGGCGUGCGCGUAGCCGCAGGCAAAUUGCUCGCCAAGUGGUUUGAUAUUGUGCAAGCGGAAUCGAGCGCUGAGGAGGAGCAAGACCCUGAGGCUUGGGUAGGCGAUGACGGGGGUCUUAUGAAGGCGUUUAUCAAGUUCAUGGGACUGUUCGACGUUAUUGGGUCUGGAGAGGCUAUCGCUGUGGAUGCUGUUACCUGCAUCUUUGUAACGCGACCGGAUAUUCCGGAUGCAUUUGUGUUCCCAGACCUAUACUGGCGACAGUUAACCCCAGAAUCAGCAGUCAUAGCCCGGGUCUUUGUCGAACACUGCAUAAAAACCAACAACGAAACCCGGCUCGAGAGCGCUUCGCUCCCCGUCGUGACGGCCUUUGCAUUCCACAUCCAAGAAGCGUACAACCGCCUUCUCAGUGCCCUCGAGCAACUCGAUGCCGCCCGCCUAGUCCAGACGAGUGUGGAUGACGACCACGAGGAGCUCGAAGAGGAGCUGGCGAAACGCGAAGUUGUCCUUGGCGAGCUGUUGAGGAUGGCGCUGAAGUUGGAUUAUAUGGAUGAGAUUGGUAGGAGGAAGGUUUUUACUGUUGUUAAGGAUAUGUUGGCCCAUCCUCAACUUCCGCCUGGGCUGAUUGAGCGAUGCGUGGAUGUGCUGAAGGAGAUUAUGCCCUCUGAGCGAGACCUCAUCCGAGUCGUUGUCGAGAUCAUCGUCGAACUGCGAGAAAGCGAGGAUAUCGAAGAGACAGAGAACCUCCUUGAGAGCCUUGACGACGACCCAGACCAAUCGGUUGCAACUGAAAACGCGAGCGCGGUGAAUCGUUCGGUUCGGAGACCGCGAGAUAGGGAGGCGAUGUCUGCUGAAGCACGGCGUGAGGCGGAUAUCACGGAUAUUCGGUGUCUUAUGCUUUGUAUUGCUGUGUUGGAGAGGAGCUUUGAAGAUAACUCGACGCUUGAAGGUAUCCUCGCGGAUCUCAUCAUCCCGUCUGUGAAGCGGAAAGAGCUGGCCAUGCGGGAGAAAGCUCUUGUCAGUCUGGGAUUGUGUUGUUUGCUUGCCAAGCUCUUCCUCGGUCAAGUCGAGAACGCGCCUCCGGAACUCAAACUUCAAGUCCUCCGCGUCAUUCUGGACUUGUUGAUCAUGUAUGAUACGGAGUUUUUUAAGAAUUCUGGGGAUAUUGCACAACAAGUGACUACUUUCCUAGUCCAAACGCUUCAGACGGAAGAGUUGCCCCAGGCUCAAGCUGUGCUUUGUACGGGGAUUUGCAAGUUGUUGUUGGCGGGUAUUAUCACGGAUACUACUGUUCUGGAAUCGCUCGCACUGUUGUACAUCUCCCCCACCACGGUCGACAACCAAGAACUGCGCCAAUGCCUCUCGUACUUCUUCCCUGCGUACUCGUAUGCGACAUAUGCGAAUCAACUGCGGAUGCAAUCGAUGUUCCUGUCGGCGUACGACCAUGCUAAACGCCUACACGAAGAACUGGAUGAUGACCAGGAUAUGAUCAGUCCUGCGGACUUUGGGCUGAUGUUUGUGGAUUGGUCUGAUCCUACCAAGGCUGUUCAUAUUGCCGACGCUGAGCUCUCCGAAUCCGAGAAUGCUCAUAUCGACCUUGGGAUUCAGGUGUUGAGCGCGUUGUAUGAUGAGGAACGGACAGAUGACGACAAGAAGGCGUUCUGCCAGGUGUUGACGCACCUUGUUCUACCGGCCACUAUCGAGACGAAAGCGGUGCAUAAAUUGGAUUUGUUGAUUUCGAAUCAGGAGGAUCACUGCCCGUUCGAAAACCCCUCCCUCGACAAACUCUUUGCCCGGUUCAAGAAAUCGUUUUAUGGCACGUUCCAAGAGCGGAUAAAGGAAAUUGAUGCGAGGGAGUAUGCGGAGGAUGAGGAUGUUGUGAAGGUUUAUAAGGAGAUUGGGGUGAAGCCGCCGGUUGUUGAUGAGGAGUUUAGGGCGGGGAGGGAGGAGAGGAGUGUUGCGAGGCUUCUGGCGAGGGAGGAGGGGCUUAAGGCAGGGGAGAAGGAGGAGGGGGAGAAGGAGAGGGAGAGGGAGAGGGAGAAACGGGAGGAGAAGGAGGAGAGGGAAGAAGAGCAGGAAGAUGAAGUGGUUUCUGCUGCUCCUUCUACUACUGCUGCUCCCUCCGAACAGGAGGAUGAGGAACGUGAAGUUGAAGAGGAGGUGGAGGCGGAGGCGGAGGAGGCUGAGAUGAAUGGACCUUCGCGUGUUGAGUCGGAGAAGGAGGAAUCGAUGGAGCCGGAACCUCAACCGGAGCCAGAGGCGGAGGUGGAGGUGGAACGACCGUCGACGCCACCGCCUAGUAAGGGUACCAAGCGGGUGCAUAACACGCCUGGGACGACGCGUGAUGAUAGGAAGCGGACGCGUACGACGAGGGGAGCUGCGACUCGGAAAGUAAAAGAGGAAAAGGAGGAGGAGGAAGUUGAGCCUGCGAGGGACCCGUCGCCGACGCCCAAGGCGACUCGGACGAGGGGUGCAAGAGCUAAAGCUGCCUCUGCUGCGACUGCGGCGGCGACUGCUUCCAAGAAAGCGCCUGCUACCAAGGCUACGACGAGGACAUCGAGGGCUUCGGCUCAGAAGGCCUCUACUCAAAAGACUUCAACUGCUUCAACUCAAAAGACCUCCACUGCUUCAGGGCAGAAGACCAAAGCUGCGACGACUACACGGACGAGUGGACGAACGAGUGGGAGGCGGAAGGUUGUUGUGAAGGAGCCUACGCCUGUUGAGAGUGAUGAGGAGAAGGAGAAUAAUGUGGAUAGUGAGAUGGAGGGGGUUGAGUCUGGGGAGGAGUGAGGGUUGUGACUAGGCGGGGGUUGGUGAUUGUUGGAGGGAGUUGGAAGUGAAGGUGUUGUUUGAACUGUGAUCUGGAUGGGGUAUCUGUUCUACGCAGCCUGUAUAUGGUAUCUGUUUUUAAGUCUGCCUGUGAUAUAUGUUUAUUCAAGUCUAGUCUUUUUCUUUUUUAUCUGUAUAUGCGGUGUCUGAUAUAGACUUGUACAAUCGUAGUCUUUUGACUGAUUUUGUG